AUGCCAAACUACAAACUCAUUUAUUUUAAUAUGAGGGGGAGAGCAGAAAUUAUUCGUUACAUAUUUGCAUAUUUGGACAUAAAAUAUGAAGACCACAGAAUAGAACAAGCUGAUUGGCCUGAAAUCAAGUCAACUCUUCCAUUUGGCAAAAUCCCCAUUUUGGAAGUUGAUGGACUUAAACUUCACCAGAGUCUAGCAAUAGCAAGAUACUUGACCAGAAACACAGAUUUGGCUGGAAAAACAGAACUUGAACAAUGUCAAGUGGAUGCAAUUGUGGACACACUGGAUGAUUUCAUGUCUCGUUUUCCUUGGGCAGAGAAAAGACAAGAUAUAAAAAAUCAGAUAUGUAAGGAGCUACUUACAUGUGAUGCACCUCCUCUUCUGCAAAAUUUGGACACAUACUUAGGGGAAAACAAGUGGUUUAUUGGUGACUCUGUAACUUGGGCAGACUUCUACUGGGAAAUUUGCAGUACCACACUUUUGGUCUUUAAACCUGAUUUGUUGGACAUCUAUCCCAGGCUGGUGACAUUACGGAAGAAAGUCCAAAGCAUUCCUGCCAUCGCUGACUGGAUACUGAGAAGGCCCCAGACCAAACUCUAG
Rangifer tarandus platyrhynchus (Svalbard reindeer) is the source of this 600-nucleotide messenger RNA. NCBI's taxonomy places the organism in Eukaryota, Metazoa, Chordata, Mammalia, Artiodactyla, Cervidae. The record is from the annotation of a GenBank genome assembly.